GUAGUUGGUAGGACAGGAUGCAGUUAACACCAUUCUGCCUGGUGCUGUCCUGUCUUCAGGUCAGCCCAGACAGGUCUCAGUACUUCAGGUACGACACCGUCUCUUUGAGCUGCGAGGAUCAGUUGAACUCCACUGGCUGGAAGGUGAAGAGGAGAACGGAGGAGGGUGGGAUCAGACCCUGCUCCUCCAGCUGGGGUACCUCCUCCUCGGCUUCGACCUGCAUCAUCAGAAACAUUUACCCAUCAGACACCGGGGUUUACUGGUGUGAGUCUGAAGACGGCGAGAGAAGCAACGCCGUCAACAUCACCGUCUCUGAUCGCGCAGUGCUCCUGGAGAGUCCUGCCCUCCCUGUGUCAGACGGAGCUGCUUUCAGUCUGCUUUGUAGAGCCGAGUCGCAAUCCUCCAACCACACGUACGAUUUCCAUAAAGAUGGCCGCUCUGUUGGCAGCAGCUCCACAGGAAAGUUAACCAUUCCCGAUGCUUCCAAGUCUGACGAAGGACUCUACACGUGCAGCAUCCCUGGAGUUGGGGAAUCCUUGGGCAGCUGGGUGGCUGUUAAAGGCUCUCUUCCACCUUCAUCUUCAGCUCCAACGACAGGUUCCUGUUCAGUCUCUGUUCCCAGGUUGAUAUGUCACCUAUUGGUGGGAACACCUUACCUGGUGUCCACCAUCUUACUGGGACUCAUUUGCAGAGACAGGAACAGAGCAGCUCGGAUGGCCGCAGAGAGAAGAGGCAGCAAUGAUGUCAUCAUGGAAAUAGUUGUAUAGUCCUACGUACUGGUAAAAGUGACAAAGAAAUUCAGCUUCAGUUGCACCACAGGACGUCCUGGAGAUCUAUUUUUACCACUGUCCACCAGUCCAAUACCAGCAAAGACUAUAGUGACGAUUGGAGGAGUUUACAAAGCUUUGUGACGUCUAUGAAUCCUGAUAAACAUAAAUAAUAUUUCUGUGUUAGUUAUCUUUCAAACCCAAACCAGACAAAUUUAAAGCUGAAAACUGCCUUGUAACAUUUACGUUAUUUAUCUGGAUGAUCUUGUCUUGAGAUAGACAAUCACAUACAAAUUUCGAUGUAAAUAAAGAACAUUUAAGGAAACUUUUUUUCAUGUUUGUUGCUUCAUACAGCUCAGUGAUUAGCUGUUGGACUGAUGGAUGUGCUCGGGCCACCACAUUUGUAAUAGACUCCAUCUCUCCUUCACUUUCCUCCUUUUGUCUCUUACUUCCUCCAAGUCACUUUCAGGUAGGAGACAAGAGAAACAGAGCACAGCCUCCAUCUCAACAGGGUGUUAUGACCUCUGACCCUUUUGGCUUGUAUUACUCUCAGUACAGUCUUGUUUGGAUGAGAGAAGGAACUGAGUAGCUACUGAGGGUGGAUGGAUACAAAGCACAUAAUUCUUGUGUUACCUCACUGUUGAGUGUGAAAAGGAAGUGGAGGGUGAUUGUGGUUUGGUUGUUUUCAUCAUGCAAACAUAUGAGGUGUGAAGAUUUAGUCCAGGUAUCUGUUGUUUUGUUUUUUCCAUUUGACAUUUUAUCUCUGUCCAGAAUUUACUCAGACGAUGACUGAAAAUAGAAUUAAUCCUUUACUGGAUAAUGACACAAAUAACUGCUGUAAAUGUAAACAGGAAAAGCGCAGACAUUUUCGCAGUGAGUUACCCAAUCAGCCUUUCCUACCUAUGUGGGUCAGUUGUGGUGAGUUUGUUCGUAUUCAGAGUACGUCUGUGUUAUUUCUUAGAAGUGAAAGGUGGACUUUUCAAACCCACACGCCAAGGCCGGGCCAACAGUUGUGCUACAAACACUGAUCAAAACUAAAAUGUUGUAAAUUUUUAAUUUUUUUAAAAGUGUUAAUACAAUGAAAACAGGUACAUCAUUAAAAGUAUGUGUUUAGCAGAUUUAAUUUAAUAAAACCAUCUAUAUUUUGUGUUCUGUAAUAUGAUUGGAAACUGCUAAGUGAAGCUGCUCGCUGUUGUGUUCUGUGGCUGAAACACAAUAAAUCUGUC
Molecule: messenger RNA, 1993 nt
Organism: Epinephelus fuscoguttatus (brown-marbled grouper)
Lineage: Eukaryota; Metazoa; Chordata; Actinopteri; Perciformes; Serranidae
Product: low affinity immunoglobulin gamma Fc region receptor II-b-like
Exons: 5
Coding region: 18-767 (249 amino acids)
Biological process (GO): cell surface receptor signaling pathway
Molecular function (GO): transmembrane signaling receptor activity
Source: RefSeq, a predicted model, not a curated record